CGGCCUCAUUUCCAAAUCGGGGGAGAGGGAGCAGGAUAUAAAUUUGGUCGCCAUGAGGAUGGCAGUCCGCUUACUAAGCACCAAUUUUGGACAGUGACCACGCGGGCCCUGGCGAAAUUGGGCUUGUCAGGAGUGAGGUUUGGCACACAUUCCUUUCGGAUUGGGGCGGCAUCUACUGCGGCAGCCCUGGGUUACUCUCCCCCGGACAUUCAACGGCUAGGUUUUUUAGUGAUCGCUGAGAGGAAGCGGGUUCUCAUCUGUGGCCACAGCUUUGUCUUUUGGGCAGCACAUCGGGCAAGCGGAACUGCGUUGGGAUCUCAGCUGGGCCUCAGUCAGUGGGCCACCAUUGAAUGGCAGGGGCGCCAUGGACUUCUCUGGGAGGGUCUCUUGCCUUUGUUGUUUCAGGGGCCCCCGCGCAUGCCCCCUGACGUGCUGGUUGUGCACCUGGGGGGUAAUGACCUGGGGUUUCUCAAUAAACCCUUGGCCCGCCAGGUCAUUGAUGAUUUGCAGGUCAUCAAGGAACGUUGGCCGGGGGUGAGUAUAAUAUGGUCGGCAAUGAUCCCCAGGAAGGUCUGGCUCGACGUCUUGAACCCAAAGAGGAAUAAUCGGGCCCUCCGGAAUAUUAACAAGAAUAUUAAGAACUUUCUGGAUACAGGGUUGGGCCGCUUUCUGCCCCAUCCGUGCAUUAAACCCCACUGCAUGGAGGUUUUUGGGCCGGAUGGGGUACACCUCUCUGAGCAAGGGAACGACAUUUUUUUGGAGGACAUACGGCAAGGGCUGCAGGAGGCAUUAGGCCUCUCGGUGGGGGCAUCGGCCUAAGCUGAGGCUUGACCUCGGCUGUGGCAGGAUUGGGGCUGCUAACUGAGAUGCGGCUAACGUGAGCACCAAUUAAUUACUUCAGGCCGGUGGUAGGCAAACUGCGGCUCUAGAGCCACACGCGGCUCUUUGGCCCCUUGAGUGUGUCUCUGCCGCCUUAGGUGCUGACGGCCUAUUCCCUCCAUUGUUCUCUAUGGUGGGA
Messenger RNA from Gekko japonicus, 1018 nucleotides. RefSeq lists its product as uncharacterized. The record is from RefSeq and is a predicted model, not a curated record. Gene Ontology annotation, biological process: DNA recombination; DNA integration. Gene Ontology annotation, molecular function: DNA binding. The transcript is spliced from 3 exons. NCBI's taxonomy places the organism in Eukaryota, Metazoa, Chordata, Lepidosauria, Squamata, Gekkonidae. The annotation marks the transcript as partial.